This is a messenger RNA of Sorex fumeus (smoky shrew), 1524 nucleotides long. Its product is annotated as butyrophilin-like protein 1. Lineage: Eukaryota; Metazoa; Chordata; Mammalia; Eulipotyphla; Soricidae. Gene Ontology annotation, cellular component: external side of plasma membrane. The record is from RefSeq and is a predicted model, not a curated record. The coding region runs from base 1 to 1524 and encodes 507 amino acids. Gene Ontology annotation, biological process: T cell receptor signaling pathway; regulation of cytokine production. Gene Ontology annotation, molecular function: signaling receptor binding. The transcript is spliced from 9 exons.
AUGAGAGAUGGGUUAGAAGUUUGCCACUUCCAGUCUGCAGUCACAUUUUGGAUGCUGAUCACGGAAUAUCCAGUGUCUGAGUUUUCUGUGAAGGGACCAGCUGAGCCUGUUACAGUCCUGCUAGGGAUGGAUGCCACACUGCCAUGUCAGCUGUCUCCUGUGCAGAGUGCAGCCCAUAUGUACAUCUGGUGGUACCGAUCUCAGCUCUCCUCCACAGUACUUGUGUACCAGAAUGGACAGGAACAAGAUGGAGAGCAAAUGCUGGAGUAUCGUGGCAGGACAGAGCUACUGGUGGACUCUAUAGACAAGGGGUCUGUGGCUCUGCGUAUCCAACAUGUUCGUGUCUCUGAUGAUGGUCAAUAUCGGUGUCAUUUUAAGGAUGAGCACAUCUCCCAUGAGACCACUGUGGAAUUGCAUGUUGUAGGUUUGGGUUCUGCUCCUCGUGUACACAUGACAGGGCCAGAAGAUGGUGGUAUUCGUAUAUUGUGCUCCUCCGGAGGUUGGUUCCCAAAACCCAGGUUGCAGUGGAGUGACAAAGCUGGAGCGAAGCUUACAACCCUCUCUGAGACUCUGACCCAAGAUGGAGAUGGACUCUUCCAUGUGGAGGCAUCUCUUGUGGUCACAGACAGGUCUCUGGGCAAUGUUACCUGCUCCAUCCAGAAUCCCAUUUCCCAUGAGGAAAAAGUGUCAGUCAUUUUCCUCCCAGAGCCCUUCUUCCCCAGGGUGUCUCCAUGGAAAGUGGCUCUGGCAGGGACAGCCCCUGUGCUAAUUAUCCUCCUCACUGGGAUCAGCUACAUUGGCUGGAAAGAGCAUCAAGCCAAGGACAUAGAAAUUAAAAAACGGAAGAAAGAAUCUGAGGAAAGAGAUGAAGUGAAAAAAGAAAAGGAAGAGGCACUUAAAGUCAAAGGUAAAUUGAGGGCAGAACUUGAAAAACGAAAGCAGUUAUAUGAUGCAGAUUGGAAGAAAGCACUGCUAUAUCCUGACUGGAGAAAAGAACAUUUUAAGUUGGCUGACAUGACUUUAAAAUGGGGAAACUUUGAUCAGAAUAAUUCUGACCCAGAUAAAAAAGACAACCUCAAAGAGUUAACACAAGAUCAACAUUUCAAAAAUGAGAAAGGAGAUGACAACUGCAUCACACUUCAUCAAAAUUGUUUUACCUCAGGAAGAUAUUAUUGGGAAAUAGAUGUAGAAGGCAUUGAAGAGUGGAGUCUAGGUAUCUAUGAGGGAGAUCUGAAGAAUGAUGAACCACCGCAAAAUUCAUCAGAAAAGAAACUUAGAAUCUUAGAGAAGAAGGGAUGUGAAUAUAGGGCUCUCACUUAUGGUUUCCAAAAAAAUUCUAGCAAAGUGUGUCUUCAGAUAAAAAAGUGUUUACAGAAGAUUGUGGUUUUCUUGGAUUAUGAGGAUAGUGACAUUUCUUUUUAUAACCUGACUGAUGGUUCUCAUAUCUACACUUUCAAAGAGCCCAGCUUUACUGGAUCACUCUGCCCUUACUUCAAACCUAAAUCCAUGGAUUUUUCCCCUUAA